AUGCCUCGGACUACCCAGGCCAGCGAUGCGUCGAAGCAAUACUUGAUGAACCGGUCGGGAGACUUGGCUCGUGGGGGACCCGCACAUGCAGCCACCCACUCCACCGAGGACAUCGACAUCGACGAUGUUACAAACUUCCCCACAAAUGCCCUCUCGUCCUCCGCCCUCUCGACCCCGCAGUCAUCCCGAGUACCCAGACCGGCGCAAGCACAAUCAUCGCACAUCCGACAUACACCAGUCCCCCCUCCCUACCGUCACGUUCGAGACAAACUGGACAUCUCCCCAGAAAACAAGCAGACUCGCAAAGACCUUCUCCGUGAGAGCUUCUUUUCGGAUUGGAAGGACGACGCCUCCAGCGCUGAUCUGGGCGACCCCGAUGAAAUGCAGAAAAAGGACCCGCUCGGAACGCAAAUAUGGAAGCUGUAUAGCAAGACCAAGUCCCAAUUGCCGAAUCAAGAGCGAAUGGAGAAUCUGACCUGGAGAAUGAUGGCCAUGAACUUGAAGCGCAAAGAACGAGAGCAGGCACGAGCAAGCCAACAACCCACCAGCGCCCCUUCGGGAAUUGCAAAGCUUCGAGAGUCUGUGGACCUUUCAGACACUCCGGAUCCGGAUGCCAUGAACAUCGACGACUUCAUAUUUCCUACGUCAAUCGCAUCUCCUGCUGGCAUAUCUCCUUCCUCCCCCCCACCCCCCUCAAACACCAAUGCUUCAGCGAUACCGAUCAAGACGAGGAAGGACGUACAGCAUCAAGUACAUCCAGAACUCCCUCCAUCAGCACCUACUCAAGACCGAAUAAGAGAUCGUGAGUUCGAUUACGUACAACGGCGGGUGAGGAAGACGAGCAUCGAUGAGACAAAGUCUCGAAAGCGGCCUGCCGAGUUUUCUCCCCAAGUGAAUCCCACCAAUGGUAUUAUGAUACCCAACGACCCAGACGGGGAUGCCGGACUGGGUGAUUACUCUCUAGAACAUACAGCACCCCAGCCCUUUCCUAUGCAUGCCAACACCUACCCUCACGUUCCAUUCAACCUCGACACUUUCAAUAUUAAUGACGACCCUAUACUCCAUUCCGCCGGCCCAUUCCAACAGAAUUUCACAUUCUCGCCAGCUGCAUCUCCAAUCAAUAACCAUGGUCCGUUCUCAACAUACAAGAGUACCCCAAUAGGUUCCUCUAUCAACUCUGCAGAGUAUUACUCGCCGCCCGGGUCCGCCCAUCCCUCAGCAACAUCUACCCCACAACCGCUGUAUGACAACGAGCAUCUGUAUUUCGGUCGUCAAAACGCCGAUGCGCGGCAUCAACGACCCAUGCAGAACUACUCUAGUAGUCGGCCUUCCAACCUGUCUACCUCAAUGCAGCCUCAAUACCUAUACAAUCCCACCAACGAGGCUAUGUUCAACGGCGUCACAAGUGGUGCUCCUGCAUCAGCUGCGAACUUUACCGCUCCUGCUUUCUCCAUGCAGCAUGUCAACCCUUCUCAAGUCCUUCACCCCGAGUAUUCCAACUCGCAACCGCACGGUAUGAAUAUGCCACGUAACGAGAACAUGUUCUCUUUUGGUGAAGAUUCGGACAACGAAGACGACGAAGGAGGCAAUUUCCCCGAAGGGUCUAUGAUGAUGCAGACAGAUUUCUCGACCAUGGAUGAUCCUUCUCUUGAUCUUCGUAGCAAUGGACUUCCAUGGGAUGCCAACUUAGGUGGGCAGCUCAACACAAUGGCGGCGAGGUAUCCAGGCGGCCCUCCCAAAAAGCAGGUGACAAUAGGGGGCACAGAGACGGUGACAUCACCACAAGACUGGGCGCAAGGUGGUCAUAUUAGUCGGGCACAUGGAUCUUCCACCUCGGUCAGUGACAUUCGCAACCGAAGCAACGAUCCCAGAAGACAGAAGAUUCCGCGGACGACCUCGACCCCUAACGCUGUCCAUCUCGCUCAGCAGGCGGCUAUGCACACUCGACCUCAGUCUUCGCCCAGUUCUCCCCCAGAGUCUGGUUUCAGCAGCGUAGCUCCGUCCCGUCCAAGCAGUCCAGGUGGAUCCAAAGCUGGAGAAAACAACGGGGUACCUACGACCUGCACCAACUGUUUCACCCAAACCACUCCCUUGUGGCGCCGGAAUCCUGAAGGUCAUCCCCUAUGCAAUGCUUGUGGUCUGUUCCUUAAACUUCACGGCGUAGUUCGCCCUCUUUCCCUGAAGACAGAUGUCAUCAAGAAGCGAAAUCGUGGUAGCGGCAAUCAGCUUCCAAUUGGCAACUCAUCCACUCGUUCGUCCAAGAAAGCAUCUCGCAAGAACUCGAUCCACCAAACUCCUGCGACGACGCCUACUUCUGGCAAGGUGCAAGGCCAGACUGACUCGGCCUCUCCACCUUCAGCCUAUGGAUCUACAAAUUCAGGAUCAACUGCCGGCAGCACCCCAACGAGCUAUGGGCCUGGACCAUCCGCAGGCAUGGGUAGCCUUCCUCCUAUUGCUGCCGCUCCACCGAAGCCCGCACCCCCGACUGCAACAAUUGCUGCCGGCAGACCGAGCUCGACGGUUGUGCCAAAACGCCAGAGGAGGCAUUCCAAGCAAGGGGUCGGCAGAGGCGGUGGUGGCCAAGAGGCUGAGAUGGCUGAUGCGGACGAUACCAGUGGGAAGGCGACAGCUGCUUCAUCAAAGAAGAAAGAUAAUGGGCCCCAUCAAAUGGCUGCUGCGGGUAUGGCCGGGAUUCCUGGCACAGGGAUGAUGGGUACAGGCGGACAGCCGGGCAUCAUGACCGGCGGCCCAUCUACCGGGACUCAGGAGUGGGAGUGGUUGACGAUGAGCCUAUGA
This is a messenger RNA of Letharia columbiana, 2796 nucleotides long. RefSeq lists its product as uncharacterized. Gene Ontology annotation, molecular function: zinc ion binding; DNA-binding transcription factor activity, RNA polymerase II-specific; RNA polymerase II cis-regulatory region sequence-specific DNA binding. The coding region runs from base 1 to 2796 and encodes 931 amino acids. Gene Ontology annotation, biological process: negative regulation of transcription by RNA polymerase II; positive regulation of transcription by RNA polymerase II. Lineage: Eukaryota; Fungi; Ascomycota; Lecanoromycetes; Lecanorales; Parmeliaceae. The record is from RefSeq and is a predicted model, not a curated record. The transcript is spliced from 3 exons.